Molecule: messenger RNA, 3008 nt
Organism: Exophiala mesophila
Lineage: Eukaryota; Fungi; Ascomycota; Eurotiomycetes; Chaetothyriales; Herpotrichiellaceae
Exons: 1
Coding region: 564-2270 (568 amino acids)
Source: RefSeq, a predicted model, not a curated record
CUAUCAUGUGAGGGAGAGGGGCCACUCGCGUCUUGCCUUUAUCACUUGCUCUGCCAUGCACCAAAUCAACGCCGCCACCGCUACCACACCUCAGGCGAAGAGUCCGCUUCCUCCAAGACUUGUCCAUCCCAACUUGACCUUCUGCCUUGACUCCGUCAUGGCACGCUUAUUUCGUGAUUCCAGCCAUCUUCUUCAUUCUAAACUACCUUCAUUGUCCUUGCCUACUCCUGCUUUGCCAACAGCGUCGCUGGUUUGAACGUCGCAGUCGAUGCGCCAACGACGUCGCACGCUUGCUUCUAUCGUGUGACACAGUCAAAGCCCCCCUCGUCCUCAACCUCAACUUCACCCCCGAACCGCUGCCAGAUUCGACGGCUGAAUGCAUUGGUCGACCACCAGGCAAGAUCGACACGCGAACGCUCGAGUAGUCCUCUCUGCACGGAAAGUCGUCCCCAUGGCAGUUGCGCUCAGGUUGCGAAGCCCUCCGCCUUGACAAAUUCUCCCAUGAACCUCGACCCGGCCUGUCACAACUCCCACAUCUCAAGGCCUUGGAGUCUCUUGUAACAAUGGCGAGUCUGAACAACCUGCAGACCCGCAUGUACCACGGCGAUCCUCCGGCGCUGCAGACCAAGGUGGAUGUGAAUCCAACUCUGAUUGUGUCAUGGUGGUGUACGCUAUUUGCCAUGACCGCCAUCGGCAUCCGCUUAUUUGGUCGUUGGAUUCGAACGGAAAAGCUCUUCAUCGAAGACAAGAUCAUGUUCUACAGUGUCAUCCCGUUGAUCAUUCGCCAGGCUUUGAUUCAUGUGGUACUAAUUUGGGGCACCAAUAACACCGACAUCGCUACCUUGACACCCCUCGAAAUCAGACAUCGUGAAAUCGGAAGCAAGUUGGUUCUUGCCGCUCGAAUCUUCUACGCUGCAUACAUCUGGGUGGCUAAAUUCACCGUCCUCGAAUUUCUCAAACGCCUGAUUGGGAAAUCGUGGGCCAAAUCAUACGAACAAGGCCUGCGUGUCAUUUAUGGCUUUUUAAUCAUUACAUAUAUUGGUGUUGUGGUCGGCACUUUGUCUGAAUGCCAGCCUUUCGACCAUUAUUGGCAGGUUGUACCAGAUCCCGGACCCCAGUGCCGAGAAGGACUCGUACAAUUGAUUGUCAUGGGAGUCUGUGACAUGGUGACUGAUGUCGUCCUGAUUGUCUUCCCCAUCCCGUUGGUCUGGCAGUCGUCAAUGCCUUUGUCCAAGAAGAUAUCCCUUGUCUGUCUCUUCCUACUCUCUCUUAUCCUGAUCGCCAUCACUGCUUACCGUAUCCCUUCAACCAUAUCACGUCGAUCAUCACAACAAUACCGAUCACUACUCGCAUCCCUCGAGAUUCUCGCUGCUGCCGGAGUGUCCAACGCCAUUGUCAUCGGCAGUUUUAUCCGAGACAAAGGUGUGAAAAAGGCCAAAUUCAGAGCGGGUUCUUUCAACAAUGACGACGCCAGUUCUCUCGGACGCCAGCCCACUCGCACACGCACUCGAUCCAUGACUCACCAUCACUGGGGAUCUGACGAAGAUUUGGCCCGAGGAGUUGGCGUGUCUCUUCCACCCACCUUGCGUCAUGGCUCAACUUUUAAUAUGCGGCCAGCAGAGAUGGCACCUCCGAAUGACUAUUAUCAAGACAUUGAUCUCGAAGCUGCUAGGCGCGACGAACAUCGAGGAAGCAUCACUACAAACUGGAAUUUUGCCGAAGCAUCGCGGCGAGACCGGCGAGACCGGCGACACUCGAUGGAGUCGAACAGCAGCAGUUCGACGAAUAUCAAACUGCGGGAUGUCAAAACCUCUUUCCAAAAAGACCCCACGAGUUCCGAUUUAGACCACACCGAACCUGACACUCCAAGUAAGAUGGGCUUCUUUGAUGUUGGAGGCCUUGUCAAUCGACCCACCGAUUCCUCAAGCCUACGAUCACGACAAGCAUCUUUUCAGGAAUCCACGCGCCGUUUGUCGAACAAUCUGCAAACCCAAUCUCAUACUUCCGGACGAUCGGGUUCUAAAGCCUUUCUGGCCGAUAUUGGCGGUCUACUCACCCGCCACAUUCGAGAAGAGGAAGAUAACAUGUCGGCUUCGUCAAAAAGUGCUAGGAUGAGCAGCCCGGCUCGUUCACCGAUGAGACUGGGAGACAAUCGGCGAGAUUCGAAAAAACGUCGUCUACCAAGCCAUCAGGAAGAUGAGGAGCCCAUCAUCAAACCCAAAGGUCCGGACGAUCUGAGCUUUGGUGAUGUUGGAGGUUUGUUGAAAUGAUAUCAGCUCACGCCGUUAUGAAUAUUCAGCCUGCAGUCGGCAGCAAUCCCAUCUUGAACAGUCCCCCGACAUGGCACCCUCCCAUCGAACCCAACGGCAAGAAAUCACCAAAUAAUGUUUACCUACGAUGCAUGCCAGACACAGCAGUAUCGAACAGAUGGGCUCACUGAGCACAUCUUGACGACAUUUCCAACGAACCAAUCAACUUACCACCUGAGCCUACCACUCAUCCCACGACAACCUACCUACCCACCUACCAAUUCGACCUCUUACCAUCGAUCUUCUAGUACGAUACCAAUUUCCAUGAAUGAGCAUUUUUCAGCGACGGCGCUGGCGGAGUUUUAACUGUUGGAUACACUACCAUUGUGGAAAGUUGUUUUCCUUGGCGUGUCUUUUGCUUCUGUUUUGUUUUUUUAACUUGACAAUCCGGAUUGAAAUAUCCGGAGAUGAUGUUGCUUGAUACAUAUAUUACCUAUUUUGAUGCAGUUACGGCCACGGCCAUGAUUAUGGCCAGAUCUGACGCUGUUUGUGAAAGAGAAGGGAAGGAUGAGAAAGGGAGGGACAAGAACGCAAUGAUGAUAUGAAGCAAGCAAGGAAGGAAACUCGAGAUCAAAAGAUGUAUCCAAGUGAAAGAAAAAUCGUAUGGUUUGGACGAAACCAAGGAAUGAAAGUCUACUCAGGUAGUCUUAGUGCAAUCAAUGUUUAGUGCCAGUCUGAGAUUGAGUGUCUGUCUUUCUG